UCACAAAAGAGGUGGUUCGGCAACAACAACAACAAAGCUGCGGCUCUACGAGCCCUGUUGGAGCACAGACUGCAGCAACACUGACCAACGCAGCGUCUCUGUCACAAUUAGAGGGUCACGUCACGUGACUCUGUGAAAACGGCCGAAAAAGAUCGCCCUUUUCACGACAGCGUGACACGCAAACGGUGCGACAGGCACUUCUUACGGACGGCGAUAGUGAGAGGGUCUGAGGGUUGCUGUUGGGGCAGGGUGAGGGCGGAGGAGGCGGCGCUGCCAUUCCCUGCGUGUGGCUGGUUUCCUGUAUCCUCGCUACCCCCGGCUCCCGCUUCCUUUCUCUUGGCUUCCAGGACUUUAUGCGAGGAGGGUCCACCCUGCGCUUGUCUGCUCUCGGCUGGGGCAGAAACGGGGGGGAGACGGGUGAUUUUACCCUCCCCCUCAGCGAGUUUGGAUCUUUUCUCCCCUUUCCGCACCCCCAGGUGCUCGGACAGGAGCAGCCGGAAAGCGAAAUGGCGUCCAACACGGACAGAGAGAUCAUUCUGACCGACUAUUCGGACAGCAGAAGCAGUAUAGUCGCUGAACCCAUGGGUAUUUUCCCAAAAAUCGACUUUUCAGACCCAUUGGCUCAGCCACAUUUGGAUGAGAUGAAGGACCAGAUAAAGCGUGAAAUUAGAAAAGAACUUAAAAUCAAAGAAGGUGCUGAAAAUCUUCGAAAAGUCACUACGGAUAAAAAAAAUUUGGCUUAUGUUGACAAUAUAUUAAAAAAGUCAAACAAAAAACUAGAAGAGCUUCACAACAAUCUUCAAGAACUGAAUGCACAUAUUGUAAUGCGAGAGGCAGAGAAUCUUCCAGAUUGUCCCAAAACGCCAGAUACUCCUAAAAGUGACUCUGGCUCUUCUACUUUUAAUGGAAGGCUGAUAGCAUUGCAGAAGCAGAUAGACAUUGAGUUAAAAGUGAAGCAAGGAGCUGAAAACAUGAUUCAGACUUACUCUAAUGGCCCAUCAAAAGAUCGAAAACUUCUUGGCACUGCUCAGCAAAUGCUCCAGGAUAGCAAGACAAAAAUAGAAGUAAUACGCAUGCAAAUUCUACAAGCCAAUCAGCAGACUAAUGAGAUGUCCUUUGAUAAUGCAAAACCUGUGAUAAGUCCCCUUGAGCUGAGAAUGGAGGAACUACGGCACCAUUUUAAGAUAGAAUUUGCUGUAGCUGAAGGAGCAAAGAAUGUUAUGAAGCUUUUAGGUUCUGGAAAAGUUACAGACAGAAAGGCUCUUUCUGAAGCUCAAGCAAGAUUUAACGAGUCAAGUCAGAAGCUGGACCUCUUAAAAUAUUCCCUGGAACAGAGACUCAGUGAACUUCCAAAAAACCAUCCCAAGAGCAGUGUUAUCAUUGAGGAGCUUUCCUUAGUUGCAUCUCCAACAUUAAGUCCACGCCUAAGCAUGAUUUCUACACAGAAUCAGUACAGUACACUAUCCAAGCCAGCAGCUUUAACAGGUACCUUGGAAGUUCGACUUAUGGGUUGUCAAGAUAUUCUGGAAAAUGUACCAGGCAGAUCCAAGGCUGCCUCUGCUACCUUACCAGGAUGGAGCCCAAGUGAAGCAAGGUCCUCCUUCAUGAGCCGAACUAGUAAAAAUAAAAGUGGAAGCAGUCGGAAUCUUCUGAAGACGGAUGAAUUUUCUAAUGAGGUCUGUGCUGUGUUAAAGCUGGACAAUACCGUGGUUGGUCAAACCAGCUGGAAACCAAUAUCCAAUCAGUCGUGGGAUCAGAAGUUUACACUGGAAUUGGAUAGGUCAAGAGAGUUGGAGAUCUCCGUUUUCUGGCGAGACUGGAGGUCAUUAUGUGCAGUUAAGUUUCUGAGGCUAGAAGACUUCUUGGACAACCAGCGACAUGGCAUGUGCCUUUAUUUAGAACCUCAGGGCACACUUUUUGCUGAGGUAACUUUCUUUAACCCGGUUAUUGAAAGAAGGCCAAAACUUCAGAGGCAAAAGAAAAUCUUUUCAAAGCAACAAGGCAAAACAUUUCUUCGUGCUCCUCAGAUGAACAUAAAUAUUGCCACAUGGGGCAGGCUGGUGAGAAGGGCAAUUCCUACAGUGAAUCAUUCUGGAACGUACAGCCCUCAAGUUGCUGUUCCCACCUCUGUACCUACGGUGGAUCCACGGAACCUAGAGCUUUCACCAAUCAGUGAGUCUACUGUAGCAAAGUUGGACUUUGACAUAGAACCAGAAGCUCCUCCUGCUCCACCUCGGUCAUCUUCUCUGGGUGACCUCUAUCAGCCUUCAGCAGACCACAAAGCACCUAAUGUCCCAGUACCGGAUUCAGGAACAACAUAUGAAAACUCAAAUAACCGGAAUAGUAUCAUUGCAAAGCCAACAGCAGAAGUAAAUAUUGAACCAGAGAUUCCAGUAUCAGAUAUGAACUAUAGCACAAUCAGCGAAUCAGAGAACAGACGGAUUCAACAGCGUUUUCAGUUCAAUCUUCAGGAUUUCCAUUGUUGUGCUGUGCUUGGGAGGGGACAUUUUGGAAAGGUGUUGUUGGCAGAGUACAAAAGCACAAACGAGAUGUUUGCAAUCAAAGCAUUAAAAAAAGGAGACAUUGUUGCACGUGAUGAAGUUGACAGCCUUAUGUGCGAGAAGCGCAUUUUUGAAACUGUGAAUAGCGUACGGCACCCUUUCUUGGUAAACCUAUUUGCCUGUUUCCAAACCAAAGAUCACGUGUGCUUUGUUAUGGAAUAUGCAGCUGGCGGUGACUUGAUGAUGCACAUUCAUACUGACGUGUUUUCAGAACCCAGGGCAGUAUUUUAUGCAGCUUGUGUCGUCCUUGGCUUGCAGUAUUUGCACGAGCACAAGAUUGUUUAUAGAGAUCUGAAGUUGGAUAAUUUGUUGUUGGACACUGAAGGAUUUGUAAAGAUUGCUGACUUUGGCCUCUGCAAAGAAGGAAUGGGUUUUGGGGACCGGACAAGCACUUUCUGUGGGACUCCUGAGUUCCUGGCUCCAGAGGUGCUUACAGAGACCUCGUACACCAGAGCAGUGGAUUGGUGGGGUUUGGGAGUUCUCAUUUAUGAGAUGCUUGUUGGUGAGUCCCCCUUUCCAGGAGACGAUGAAGAGGAGGUGUUUGACAGUAUAGUUAAUGAUGAAGUGAGAUAUCCGCGAUUUCUGUCUACAGAAGCGAUCUCCAUAAUGAGAAGACUUUUAAGAAGAAAUCCAGAGCGUCGUCUUGGUGCAAGUGAAAAAGAUGCUGAAGAUGUAAAGAAGCACCCUUUCUUCAGACACACAGACUGGGACGCUUUGCUAGCGAAGAAAGCCACGCCCCCAUUUGUACCCACCAUAAAAGGGCGGGAAGACGUGAGUAAUUUUGAUGAUGAAUUUACCUCAGAAGCCCCAAUUUUAACACCUCCCCGGGAGCCCAGGAUACUGACAGAAGGAGAGCAAGAAACCUUUAGAGAUUUUGACUACAUUGCGGAUUGGUGUUGAGGACACUGUGAAACUGGAGCAAAAUGGCAAAUACUGUCCCCAGCCAUCUUCAGUUCCUAAUUUUAUUUUUGAAAUGACAUGAAGAUUCUUUUAAAUUACUAUUUUAUAUGAACUCUGCUGAAGAGUGGCCACUUUCAACUUAUGCCCAUUUUUUUUUUUUUAAUUUUCUUUUAUUGUUUUAACGAGCACUGGAAGCAGUUUCAAGUGUGGUCCAGCUAACCCUACGGAUACAGGCACUGAGCUACAUAACUGUACUGUACCCUCUCUUGUUCAUAUUGGCAAGAAUCAUCCACGGCAGGAGAUCUUCUGAAUCAAGAGUUGAGGAGAACCAAUCAAAUUAGGGAAGGUCAACCCUUUACACUGACCAACCUUUUAUAAUGUUCAAAUGCUAAAUCUAUGUUCAGAGAGUUCUUUUAACCAUAACACUAGUAGUCACUUUAUAAAAAUGCAUCACUUGUUGGACUACAGCUCUUAUUGCCCAGGCAUUCUGGGAAUUGUAGUCCAAGAAAAGUUGUGGCGGCAGCCUACUAACCUCUAUCUGUUAGAUUUCUUAUAACAAGGUGUUAUUUUAGUGUGGUUUGUUUGAUUUAAGGGAAUGAUUUAUCCAAAACAAAAGCCAUAGUAUAGGCGUCCCUCCUGGUUACCAUAAAUGGCAAGUUGGUUGUCACUGUUAGAGACCCAACACUUUGCCAGGCCUUUAACACUUGCUAGCCCACCGUCGCCCUACCAUUUUGCAGACAUUUUUGUGAUCAAAACACAAGGCAAAAACUAUGUUUAACACAAGCCGUAUUCAUGGACAGCAUGUUAAAAAAAAAGAAAAAAGGGGGUACAGUGUGUCUCUCCAAGGAAUGGCUUAAUUUAAUCAUC
Messenger RNA from Xenopus laevis (African clawed frog), 4328 nucleotides. It is a transcript of the gene pkn2.S, whose product is annotated as protein kinase N2 S homeolog. Gene Ontology annotation, cellular component: cleavage furrow; nucleus; anchoring junction. Gene Ontology annotation, biological process: signal transduction. Lineage: Eukaryota; Metazoa; Chordata; Amphibia; Anura; Pipidae. The record is from RefSeq and is a predicted model, not a curated record. Bases 354 to 3461 code for a protein of 1035 amino acids. Gene Ontology annotation, molecular function: protein serine/threonine kinase activity; nucleotide binding; diacylglycerol-dependent serine/threonine kinase activity. The transcript is spliced from 22 exons.